Molecule: messenger RNA, 1002 nt
Organism: Aplysia californica (California sea hare)
Lineage: Eukaryota; Metazoa; Mollusca; Gastropoda; Aplysiida; Aplysiidae
Product: 5-hydroxytryptamine receptor 4-like
Exons: 1
Coding region: 1-1002 (333 amino acids)
Biological process (GO): G protein-coupled receptor signaling pathway
Cellular component (GO): membrane
Molecular function (GO): G protein-coupled receptor activity
Source: RefSeq, a predicted model, not a curated record
AUGAGUACGACGGUACCAGAAGCCACUACUGAAUCCAGUGUGUCGAGCGAGUCCCUGAAAGUGACCCUAGUGGACAUCGGCCUGUGCACAUUCUCCGCACUUCUCUCCAUCUUCAUCAUCGGCAGUAACGUCAUCACUAUUCUGGCAAUUUGCAAAACAGCCUCCCUCAGGUCUAUCACCAACGCCUAUGUUGCCAGUCUUGCCGUCACAGAUAUCAUCGUUGGCUUCGACUUGAUUCUUGCGGCACUCUUCAUGUUGCCCAACCUGAGAGCCGAGUUGUUUUACAAAAGCAUCCACGCCUGUGUGCUUAUGCAGGUCAUCGGUGUAGCCAUGCCGGUCCUCUCCGCCAUCCACAUGACCUUCAUAGCUGUAGAACGUUACAUGUAUAUCUGUAAACCUUACUUAUACCCCCGAGUUGUAACCAAUCGAUUCGUUUCCUGCACUCUCUCGAUUGCUUGGACGUUUGGACUAUUUUACGCCAUUCUCCUGCAGUUCACGCAUGUGCCGUAUGGAGAAAUACCUUUGUGCGACAUCACAAAAACAUUGCGGAUCGAGUGCUUGUUCUACCCUCUCUCAGCCAUGUAUUUCCCCGUCGUGAGCAUUAUCGUGGUCAUGUACAUCCUUAUCCUGCGAGUGGCUCUCCGACAGACCAAAGCCAUCUGCUCCACAGUUCCCAGCGUCGCAGGAGCCAUCUCCCAACAAGGCAACACCGGCAUCGGCGACCAACACAAGAACAGCAAAAACAACGCUUCUAGACGAGCCACCUUGAAGAGUGUCAAGUUCUUCCUGACCGUGUUUGGUGUGUUCUUCGUCUGUGCCACGCCGACAGUUGUGGUUGUUGGUCUGGACUUUUACACGACAGUCCCGCCGUCCCUAUACCGUCUCUUCAACGUGAUCACUUUCAUGAACUCCGGCAUGAACUUCAUCAUCUACGCCGUGCAGAACCAGCAGUUCAGGGCUGCUUUUCUCAGACUGGCUCCCUGGAAUAGGUCUCGCUACUAA